Messenger RNA from Rhineura floridana, 4642 nucleotides. RefSeq names its product chromosome 3 C17orf75 homolog (gene C3H17orf75). The record is from RefSeq and is a predicted model, not a curated record. Gene Ontology annotation, cellular component: trans-Golgi network. The transcript has 10 exons. Bases 426 to 1652 code for a protein of 408 amino acids. NCBI's taxonomy places the organism in Eukaryota, Metazoa, Chordata, Lepidosauria, Squamata, Rhineuridae.
UAGUCCCACAGAACUCGGCGGGGCUUACUUAUGAGUAGACAUUUUAGUAGAUCAGACAGGACAAAAAUUAAAUGAAAGUAAAAGAAAGCUUAUGAGCUACGAGUGACCCGUUUAUCACUUGUUGCACUGUUCUUCCAUGAUACGUUAAGUGAAAGUUGAAACUGCUUUUCAAAACGCAACAAAAUAGGAGAAUGGCAGGCGCGCGAGAAUGAGCUUUGAACAUGGGUGUUUCUUCUUGAAAAUGUAUCCCCCAGGUCCUUCAACGUUUUAUUGGUGGGGAAAAGAGCAUCCUUCCAAUGUGGCUACCAGUAUUGUGUAGCCGGAACCUGGGGGGCAGUUGAAGCACGACAGAGCAGAAUAGAGCGUUGCACUGUACGGCAGUAGGGGGACCGGGUUUUCCUUACUCCAAGCCCGAAAAAGCAAAGAUGUUGCCUUCCCUUCAGGAGUCCGUAGAUGGGGACGAUAGGGAGCUGGAGAGCAGCGAAGAGGGGAGCGGCCUGCCGGAGGAACGAAAGCCGGAGCGCAGCAGCAACAGCUACUACUGUCUAUACGGCUACCAAAGCUGCCGGUUACAGCAGGGUGUGUACAGUCAUGAUGGGAGUCCAAGCAGUACAGUGGCUGAAACUCCAUCUUCUGAUGAUUUCAGCCUCUCUUUGGUGGACACUAACCUACCAGCUGAAGCAGAGAUGGAACUGCGCAGUUUCAUUGCCAAGCACCUUGCUAAGGGAGCCUUUUUUGAAGGGAUGGGCAACGUUGUAUCUGUAGAGUUGAGUAUUCCAGAAAAUAGAGUUGGUUGUUACUACUGCCUCUUCCAACCAGAAAAAUGUACAGAAACAGCAAACACAGAAUCAAGCAGCUGUCCUUUAGACUACGUGAUCUGCUUUUUGGGAGGCUCGGAGAAGGGGCUUGAACUUUUCAGACUUGAGCUUGACAGAUCUGUUCAAGACCUGAAGAUUAACCCGGAUUCAGAGCAAAAUAGUCUGGAAACUUGUGUUAAGCCUCUCCUCGCAACUUGGUUUGAGGAUUCUGUCUGUCCUAUACAGAGGGUGGUACAGCUCUUCCAGGAUAAACUUGCCUUUGUGUUGCAUGCCGCUCUGAGUUGCACCCCAGUUGAAGUUAAAGAGUCCGAUGAAAAGACAAAGCAGGAUAUUAGCAGGUUCCUUAGAGCUGCAAGCCUUCAAGACCUUGUCCGGGAAGCCACAAUGACUUCCUUAUGUAUAGCAAUGACAGAGGAACAACACAAAUCCGUGGUGAUUGACUGUAGUGGACCACACCCUCAGUUCCACAAUGCAGGAAGUAACAAAUUCUGUGAAGACUGGAUGCAAGCAUUUCUCAAUGCUUCUGAAGGGGGAAAUCCAUUUCUCUUCCGGCAAAUAUUGGAGAACUUUAAAUUGAAGGCCAUACAAGACAUCAACAACCUAAAGCGCUUCAUCAGGCAGGCAGAAAUGAACCAUUAUGCUUUGUUCAAGUGCUACUUAUUUCUGAAGAACUGUGGCAGCGGAGACGUCCUCUUGAAGAUUGUGAAAGUGGAACAUGCUGAAAUGCAAGAAGCCAAACAUGUAAUAAAUGUCCUUGAGGAAUUCAUGAGAGAGCCAGCUUGUAACAUAAAUCCGUCUCCUGCACUUAGGGCUACUUACACAUUACAGAAUUAGAAUGUCUCUUGGUGGACUCAUAGAUCAUGUGAAAAGAUAAUAUUGCUUUUUAAAGAACUAGGUAUACACAGCGUGGACAGCUGCGGUUGGUCCUACUUCCUUGAAGCAUUUGAACAUGUGAUCUGGAAAAGGCACACUUCUAUACCGUAAGGAUAGUCCAAUAAACUGUGUUUUGUUGGAGUGGUAAUGAGCAGCAAGCUUGAGUACUCCCUGCUUCCUUUUGUGCACCUGCCUUGAAAUGAGAUUUCCUGGGUUUUUAAACCACUGUUUCCCUGUGAGCUGGGAAGCUGGAUUUAACCACUCCCUCCAAACCAGGAUUUGGAAACCAGUAUCAAACUCUUAAGCACGAAGGAGCUCUUAAACCACAGUUUCCUGUAUCGGAUGCCAUAGAGAAAUUGGUUUAACAAACCAGGAGGUCUCCUUGCAGUCAAGCAUGCAAGAGAAGGGAAGGCGAGCGUUGAACAUUUGAGGUUAAUACUCCUUUCUGCUCCAGUAAAGCAGUUUAUUGGAUGGAGAAUACUACAUCAGAACUCAGCCACUUUGUACCUACAUUGUACUAGUUGGUUUUGUAAUGCUUAAAGUUGCCAUUAGGUGGAGAAAUAGUCUGAAUUCUCAUUUGUGAAACAGAAUUCAUUAGUGUAUUUACUUGAAAGCUUUGGAUAAUAGGACAACUCUUGCAUUUCUUCUUUUUAAGAAGAUCAGAGUUCCUUUCUAUUAACUUCUUAUGUGAAAAGUAAUUCCUUCAUUUUCUUGCUUUGGAACUAGGAGAUUAUAUUGCUUGAAUUUGUCACAACUGGACCAAGAACACAUCUUCAUGCCAUUGAUAAUGUUAGGAUUACAUAUUAAGAAAACAGCAAAAGCUACCCCCAUGGAUCAUGAAUCUAAUCAGAUUUAAGAAUACAAAUUUCUGUAAAAUAAUUUAUGAGAAAAUUACGACAUAGCACUUUUUAAAAGGAAAGAACCUAAAAGCUUUCUGCUUAGUACAUUGCUUGCACAUCAUUAUUUGAUAACGGAUCUCUUUGUAGUUACUGAAUAAAUUUGCCUUACAUUGUAGUUGUGAUUGCAAGACUAUAAAGUCUAGUACCUGGAAUCUGCAUGCAACCCCCCCCUCCCAAUCAGCUGUUGCCACCUGCUUUCUCCCAAAUCCCCAAUCUGUUUCCAGGACUUUGGGGUUGUGAAAUAAGAGCCACUUAAAGGAUAACUUGGGUGUGUGGUAGGGGAUACUAUACACACCAGGUGUGGGGAACCUUUAGCACUUCAGAUGUUGCUGAACUACAACUCCCAUCAGCCGCAGCAACUGUGGCCAAUGGACAGGGAUUAUGGGAGUUGCAGUUCAGCAGUGUCAGGAGGGCCAAAGGUUUCUCACACCUGAUACACACCAUGCAGAAAUUUCAACUUGAAUAGUGUAUCUGCAUUCCUAGACUUUUCAGCUCUGGGAAGUUUGAGAUGCUGUUCAAACACUCUAUUGGGGCAGUAGCUGAUAUGAAAUUUCUUGUAUGCAUAGACCUAUUUAUUUUUUAAAACCAAAAAUCCCUGUCAUCAGAUGUGGCAGGUAAAGGUGAGUGUGUGUGAUUAUAGAUGAGUCCAGCCCCCUUCCCUCCUCCUGAAGAGCUAAUUAGUGGGAGUAUAGCUUCUUAAAAAGCACUAAAUGAACUAGCUCUGGCAGCUGGAUCAGUCUGCGAGAAUGUGCCUCCAGUACUUGUUUGUGCACAGUCUGGGAUGUGUGUGCAGAAGAGUGGCUCCACAGAUGUAUAGCCCCAAAGCAGACAAGAGCACUCACCUACUUUGGCCGGAUAGAUCAAGAAAUUGCCUCCAUUCUGGGUUUGUCUAUAUGCUCUGUAAUAGAGAAAUGUCUCUAGGGAGGGUCAAUCAGUUUUCAUUUUUCUUUAAAAUAUUGUCACUUCUAGUUCUCACCAUCUUACAGGGCUUAGUUCUGCAAAAAUGCAAAAAGCCCAAUUCAAAAAGUUAUUUAUGUACUGUAGUGGGCUGCAUGUACACAAACAAAGUGUAUGUGUGUAUAUAUUCAAUGGACAGAAAAUCAGCAUAGUGAGUUGUGACAGCACCUAUCACUUGUAAGGGGGAUAGGGGGUGCUGAAUGACUGCGACAUCUGUCUCUUAGGGGAUGCAUGUACAGCUCUGAUCCAGCUCAGAGCCACACAGUUGCAGUCCUGAUCUUAGGGGUGCAAGUUUUCCACCCUAUGUAUUGCUGUUCUGCACAGUAAUGUCCCAGACUAGCAACGGGACCUGAAUGUGGCUAUAAAUGUUUAUGCAUGAAUAACUUUUGCUAGAUUGUGGCCAAACGUAUUCGACUAAAGCAAAUGGUUGCAUCCAGAGUUCAAAACAUAUGACACUUCAGUCAAAAUAGUUAUUAUUUAAUUAUAGUUGCAUUUAUAAAACAUGCCCCCCAUCUUUACAUGUUGCUUUUUGUUAUUAUUUUGCCGUGUUUAUAUCAACCAUCUUAUUGAAAAGAAAAGAAGCUGAACAGUAAACCUUGAAUGGAAUCUGUGCACAAAUAAUUGUUAGAAACAAAACUAUACAGUUAUGUACACAAUAGAAAAGUAUUUUGACAUUGCAGCAUGCUGUUUUGCAAGUACUGUGUUUGCUCGAAUAGCCCUUGAUGGAAAAGUAUAUUCUGUUCAGCAUUUUUUUAAGGCAGAAUUACUUCAUUUGAUGCUACAAAGGUUAACCAUGGAGGAAGGUACUAACUGUGUUAGCAAAAGAAAGAAAAACUUCAUAAAUCUAGCUUUGUUUUGUAAACUUAAACAGGCACUAUGGGGAGGCAGGAUGUGCUUGGUGACCAAUAUAGCUAUUAAACUGGGUGAAAAUUAACAUUUGUGCUGCAUAAAUUCAAUGUGUGAAAUUAUAUUGUGUCUUGUAAAACUCUCUGUGAUAUUUAUUUAUAUUCUGGUUUGGGAUUCUAAGGAACCUAUUAGAUAGUUUUCUCAAGUUAGAAACCAGUGAUUAAUUAUGGUAUUAAAGUGCAUUUACCU